Molecule: messenger RNA, 1966 nt
Organism: Momordica charantia (bitter melon)
Lineage: Eukaryota; Viridiplantae; Streptophyta; Magnoliopsida; Cucurbitales; Cucurbitaceae
Product: Xanthine/uracil permease family protein
Biological process (GO): transmembrane transport
Cellular component (GO): membrane
Molecular function (GO): transmembrane transporter activity
Source: RefSeq, a predicted model, not a curated record
UGCCGCCGCGCCGCCACCAUUGUCGCUGCAACCAUCCACUACCAUAUGGAGCAAGAAGGAAGAAAAAGUUUGCUGGGUAGAAGAAGUAAACUAACCCUGUUUUUAGUCCAAUCACAUUUUUGGUGGAGGCGGCAACGACAACAAACCUGCCGAGGAUCCGCUUCAGCCACACCCGGUGAAAGAGCAGCUACCCGGAAUUCAAUAUUGCAUCAACAGUCCUCCUCCAUGGCGUUCGCUCACUUUCUGAUACUUAUUUCACUUUUCCCCUUUUGUUAUUUUGUUUGGAUCUUUAUUGAUGGUCAAUUCUUUCUAUGAUUUUAUUUCAGCGGAGGCUUUUGUGUUGGGUUUCCAGCACUAUAUCCUGACUCUUGGUUUCAGUGUUCUGAUUCCUAGUUUGAUUGUUCCUCAAAUGGGUGGAGACGAUGCUGAGAAGGCCAAGGUGAUUCAGAACUUGUUAUUUGUUUCGGGAUUGAACACUUUGUUUCAGUCCUUAUUUGGGACUCGGCUGCCGGUGGUGGUCACCGGUUCAUACUCCUAUGUCAUUCCUACCAUUUCUAUUGUUUUGGCCAAGAGAUAUGCUUCCUUUGAAAAUCCUCAUGAGAGAUUCAAUGAGACCAUGCGAGGAAUACAAGGAGCUCUCAUAGUGGCUUCGUGUUUUCAAAUGGUUAUGGGUUUCGUGGGCCUUUGGAGAAAUACUGUGAGAUUUCUCAGCCCUCUUUCUGUGGUUCCGUGUGUAACUUUCACUGGGCUUGGUCUGUAUCAUCUUGGCUUUCCCAUGCUGGCAAAAUGUGUAGAAAUUGGACUUCCGGGACUAAUUGUUGUAGUUUUCAUCUCACAGUAUCUUCCUCAUUUAUUGAAAACGAAAAAGCCAAUAUCCGAUCGAUUUGCAGUGUUGUUUUCAGUUGCAAUCAUCUGGUUAUAUGCACAACUCCUAACUUCAAGUACUGUUUAUAAUCACAAACCCAAAAUUACUCAGAGAAGUUGUCGCACUGACCAGGCUGGACUUUUGAGCUCUGCUCGUUGGUUUUACUUUCCCUAUCCAUUUCAAUGGGGAAGCCCCACUUUCAAUACUGGAGAAGCCUUUGCAAUGAUGGCUGCUUCUGUCGUCUCUCUUUUUGAGAGUACGGGAACAUUUUUUGCCACAUCAAGAUAUGGCAGUGCAACACCGGUGCCUCCAUCCGUUAUAAGCCGUGGUAGUGUUUGGCUGGGAGUAGGAGGUUUGCUCAAUGGCAUGUUUGGCUCCAUCACUGGCACUUGUGCAUCUGUGGAAAAUGCUGGUCUAUUAGCUUUGACAAGAGUUGGUAGCAGAAGGGUCAUCCAAAUAUCAGCUGGCUUCAUGAUUUUCUUCUCUUUAUUUGGGAAAUUCGGAGCACUUUUCGCUUCUAUUCCUCUUCCAAUUAUCGCAGCCUUGUAUUGUGUCUUUUUCGGCUAUGUCUCUUCUGCUGGGCUUGGUUUUCUCCAAUUCUGUAACUUGAACAGUUUCAGAACGAAAUUCAUCUUGGGGUCCUCCUUCUUUUUGGGUUUGUCAAUACCACAAUACUUCAGAGAAUAUUAUCGUCAAGUUUUGAAGUCAGAGCACAACUACUCAGGCCAUGGAUGGCUUAAUGACGUGAUCGUUGUGAUCUUCAUGUCUCACGCAACGGUGGCAUCUUUGGUUGCUCUAAUUCUGGACUGCACACUUUCCCGAGAAAACGAUGCGACUCGAAAAGACAGUGGCUUGCAUUGGUGGGAGAAGUUUUCCUUGUACAGUUCAGAUGUAAGAAAUGAUGAAUUCUAUGCAUUACCAUUCUGUUUGAAUAAGCUAUUCCCAUCUCUUUAAGGCCUCCAAAAUGUCUUAGAUUGCAAGAAUUAGUAUUUUCAUCCUUGUACUGUACUGCUGAGGAAGUUGAUCAUUUUUUCAUUAAAAAAUUUAGAAAAGAUUGGUUUAUGAUCUGCUGAGUUGUAAUCAACUUGUCAAACGGAACUG